This is a messenger RNA of Etheostoma cragini (Arkansas darter), 4117 nucleotides long. It is a transcript of the gene slc2a1a, whose product is annotated as solute carrier family 2 member 1a. Lineage: Eukaryota; Metazoa; Chordata; Actinopteri; Perciformes; Percidae. Gene Ontology annotation, cellular component: membrane. The transcript is spliced from 11 exons. The record is from RefSeq and is a predicted model, not a curated record. Gene Ontology annotation, molecular function: hexose transmembrane transporter activity. The coding region runs from base 215 to 1753 and encodes 512 amino acids. Gene Ontology annotation, biological process: monosaccharide transmembrane transport.
GCAUUCAGCCCAGGGCAGCAUUUAAUAUCUUGAGUGUGUUGCAUACGAGAUUUCAUGAACCAGAGGGCAAAGUCAGCAUGAAAAUGAUAACUGAAGCCAAGCCGUAAACCACUGAUACACUCUCUGAUCUUGUCCAAAGGGCAAGCAGAAUGCAGUGGUGCAGUAAUAACAAAGUGUGCUGCUAUUACUGCUGAAAGAGUGUCCAGACACAGUCAUGGCAGAGAAUGAAGAAUGGGGAAAGCCUGCGUUGAGGAGAGGGAGAUUAACUGUGGUCCUGGUGUUGGCAACGCUCAUAUAUGCAUUUGGUUCAUCAUUCCAGUAUGGUUACAAUGUGGCUGUGAUCAACUCUCCAUCACCGUUCAUGCAGCAGUUCUAUAACACCACCUACAUGGAGCGUUAUGGCAGUCCGAUGGAGGAGAACCUCCUUACUCUGCUGUGGUCUCUUUCUGUGUCCAUGUACCCACUAGGAGGCUUCUUUGGCUCUCUAAUGGUGGCCCCUCUGGUCAACAAAUUAGGGAGGAAGGGCACCCUACUCUUCAAUAACAUCUUCUCAAUUGUCCCAGCUGUGAUGAUGGGAGUCAGCAAGAUUGCCAAGACCUAUGAGAUCAUCAUUGUGGCAAGGUUUAUAGUGGGCAUCUGUGCAGGUCUCUCGUCCAACGUGGUGCCAAUGUAUCUGGGAGAACUGUCACCCAAAAACCUAAGGGGAGCCCUUGGCAUCAUACCACAGCUCUUCAUCACCAUCGGCAUCCUCAGUGCACAGGUGCUGGGCAUCAGAAACUUACUGGGCAACAGCACGGGUUGGACCCUCAUGCUGGGUUUGACUGGUAUCCCUGCCAUGAUAGAGCUCCUGUUGCUGCCCUUUUUCCCAGAGAGCCCCAGGUACAUGCUCAUCCAGAGAGGAGAUGAAAAGACAGCAAAGAAAGCGCUACAGCGUCUGCGUGGCAGUAACGACGUGGAUGAAGAGCUGUCAGAGAUGCGUCUGGAGGACCAGUCAGAGAGGGCCGAUGGCCGCCUGUCUGUGCUCAGCCUGUUGUCCCAGCGCUCCCUUCGCUGGCAGCUGGUCACCAUCAUUGCCAUGAACAUGGGUCAGCAGCUGUCGGGGGUCAACGCUAUCUACUACUAUGCAGAUAGCAUUUAUGCCACUGCAGGAGUCAAGCAGAGUGACAUCCAGUACGUUACUGUGGGAACAGGUGCAGUGAAUGUCUUCAUGACCAUGGCUGCUGUCUUCAUUGUGGAAGCCUCGGGACGACGGAUUCUCCUGCUCUGUGGCUUUGGGAUCUGCUGUGGAGCCUGUGUGCUGCUCACUGUGGCUCUCACCUUCCAGGAGAGCGUGACGUGGAUGCCCUACAUCAGCAUCUCCUGUGUCAUCAUCUACGUCAUAGGACACGCCAUAGGACCCAGUCCUAUUCCUUAUGUGGUCACCACCGAGAUGUUCAGGCAGUCGGCCAGGCCCGCUGCUUUCAUGGUAGCAGGCUCCGUCCAUUGGCUCUCCAACUUCACUGUUGGCCUCAUCUUCCCCUUCCUAGAGAGAGGUCUGGGCUCCUACAGCUUUAUAAUUUUUUCCUUCAUCUGUCUGGUCACGCUGAUCUACAUCUGGCUGGUCGUCCCUGAGACCAAGAACAAGACGUUCCUGGAGAUCUGCCAGAUAUUCGCCAAGAGGAACAAUGUGGAGAUCAAACUGGGUGAUGGUGAUCUGCCACUGAAAGAGAGCAAAGAAAGCCUGGAGGAUGCAGUGAGGGUCACAGCCUUUUGAAGACAAAUGUGAGCAUUCAGAGGAGAGGAAGUCUUCACUCUGGGGAGGAUUGUAAUGUACUGGGAAUGUCUUGAUUUAGCCUGUAUCUUCUAUUUUCUAUUUUCCAAGGAACCUCUACAGAUCUCUUUGUAUAUAGUUUGUUUGUGGCUACUAAGAUCUUUGUGCGUUUCAAUUCCAGCUAAAAAUACAGUGAAACUUGAUAUGUUGCAAACUUGCACUGCAACGCCACCUUAUAGAGGUUGGAAUUUGUGCAUGAAUCAUUAAACAAACCAACAAGUCACUUAUAAGCCUUUAUUGAUGAUGCAAAGGUAUGAAAACAAUUCAGGGCUGAAGAUAUAAGAUACAGUUUGCAUUCAAAAUUGAAUUUCAGGAGCCUGAAAGACAUUUUCUCCUUAAUUCCACGUGUCAGACACAUUUUAACCACCCACCAUCACAACAGAUAUUUUGGUUUAAAGCAGCAUUUUAAAGCACAUGUGAACAGAAGCUGCUGAGCCUCUUCAAGAGCAUCUGUACUGACUGUCCAGCUGCAUCCCUCCAUAAAGACUGAGUGGGGUAGUUCCCCAGCUGAACACAUUUCCCACCACGGUGCUGUUUGUCUGACAUGACAUCUGGUCCCGGAUAUCUGCUGUGGUCAGCACAUAGUCCCAAAUGUUGACAUCAGUCAUCUUACCCACAAAGGCGUCUGCGUUGGAGAUGCCCAGUAAUCCAUCCUGGUCUUUGCCCAGGAUGAACACACCGCCUGGGCUAAUUGUGUAACCACUUUUCAGGUACCGCUGCUCCCCAACCAUGCCAUUGAUCCACAGCUCUGCGCCUCCAGUGUGGGACCUCCAGGUGAUGCAGAAGUUGGCCCAGUCAUGCGACUUGAAGUUGUACGGCAGGUUGACAAACUCGUUGCCAAUCCAGAGGCCCACCUCUCUCGCAUCUCUGUCUUCGCUGAUGGAGAUCAUCAUCUCAUUGUCGUUGCCGUUACUGGCGUAGGAGAUGACGGUAUGGAUCCCCUCGAGCUGAGGCAAGACAUGCAUGCAGACUGUGAAAGAGUCCAACUCCAUGGGAUGGCUGAGGCGGGCCAAAGCAUAACUUCCAGAAUUCUUCUCCGGGAAGACGAGCACCAAAGGAAACAGACCAUGAGGCUCUGAGCAAAACAGAAGAACUAGAAUUAGACUGGAAUGUACUUUUAAUCAUUCACAGUCACAAAUACCAGUUAAAUCUCCCAUUCAAUCAGUAGGAAAUCAAGGACUCACCAUGUCUAUGAGCCCCUGAGUUGCGAAAUCCACCUUAAGGGAAUAAGUAAGAAAGAAGAGUAAAUAUGGGCAUUUUCAUUUCGCAUCCAGCCAUCUUCAGCAGUUUUUACAACUUACCUGAAGUGAUAUGCUUUCCAAGAUACGUUAUUAGACCCUCGAUCUUCUGGAGCUUGGAUUCAAUCUCAUCUUGCCGACAAAAUGCUGAAAAAACAAACAGAGAAUGAAAAUGAUGAGGAUUAGACUCAGGCCUCGGUUGCCCGAUGUCAGUUCUGAAGAAUAAAUGACAUUGCUCUAUUGUGUAAUCACAACAUACUUCCUUUCCCUAAGCGUGGCAGGAAAGAUGACUCUACCACUCGGCUGUUGAGAGGCUGAGCAAUACGGUAAUCAUUCCACAGGGUCUUGUUGUCCCUGUCCAUCAGAGUACUCUCCAGUUUCCUAAUCUGAACACAACAGAGAAGAAAAGAAAGAUAUGCCAUUGCACCAAAUAAUAUUUCAAAUGAGCCAAUAUUCUUCUCAUGGUGACAGUUUGGUUCCACAUAUGACAGAAUAGUUGAAAGUUUUAUUGAUUUUUAUCAGCUGUAAUACAACACUCUUUUGCUUCCUCGUGUCCACUGUACCUGGUUAUGUGAGAGAGUGAUGGGAGUAUCAAACACAGUCCAGAGGAUGCUCUCGUAGCAGGGUGGUGUGGUGAGGGAGCCUUGGUAUCUGAAAAAGUGGUUGAGGUUCUCAGGGAGCAUAGAGCGCACAUCAAUGCUCGAUAUGUUCAUGCUCUGACCUGUCGGGAUCACAUCAAAAUCACAUUAGACUCAAACACUAAGGGUGGUCAGUUAAUUUGUGUUUGCAUUAAGUACCUGCAUAUUUGAUUUUGGCCAGGUUGGAGAUGAAAUCACUGUAGUAUGUGUUCUCAAAAUGCCCGUCCUGAAAGUAAACCAAAGGUGAAGCUUAAAUGUUCAGUGAAAAUAGAAAACACUAUGUGUGAGCACUUACAGAGGCAUAGUCAGGGGGACUUGAUUAUUUUGUUUUUUUAUAACUUGAGCCUUGUUGUUUUCUGGGGUUAGGACAUUGUAUCUAUAUAUUAUGAUAAUAUUCACAGAAGUAAUCUUUAAAAUGUGGGAACACAGCA